Molecule: messenger RNA, 1989 nt
Organism: Zeugodacus cucurbitae (melon fly)
Lineage: Eukaryota; Metazoa; Arthropoda; Insecta; Diptera; Tephritidae
Gene: Pex7
Product: peroxisomal targeting signal 2 receptor
Exons: 4
Coding region: 183-1190 (335 amino acids)
Biological process (GO): protein import into peroxisome matrix
Cellular component (GO): peroxisomal matrix; cytosol
Molecular function (GO): protein binding
Source: RefSeq, a predicted model, not a curated record
GGGAAAAUGUGGUUGGCCAGUGGUUGCAAUGGGUAUUAGUGUUACUUGGAUUCAAAGUGGAUUACGUUACUAAGGAUAUGCUUUUAAGUAUAUAACUCUUUGCAUAACCUAGAUGUUUACUGUGUCAUAGUGGUUCUCAGAUUACAGAUUUCUAAACCAUACAACACACAAAGGCUUGAGAAAUGCAGUCGUGUUCCACACCAGAUCGUCAUGGCUACAGCGUGCGCUUCUCACCAUUCCAACCAAAUCAUUUACUAUUGGCGACUAGUCAACUGUAUGGUUUGGCUGGUGGUGGCACGUUGUUUCUGCUGGAGCUACCUACAGCGGGUGGCAAGGGCUUGACGGAACUGGGACGCAUGGAGUGGACUGAUGGACUUUUCGAUGUGGCUUGGUGUCCAUAUGCAGAUAAUAUAGCGGCAACGGCUUCUGGCGAUGGCUCUUUGCAAAUCUGGGGUGGACUUGAUGAUGAUAUAGUGGCAACAGACACAACAUUGAAGUCACUCAAGCAGCCGCUGAUUUGCUUGCAAGAGCAUAAAAAUGAGGUUUACAGCAUUAACUGGGGUGAACAGUGGAAUUGUCAUCAACUUCUGUCGGCCAGUUGGGAUGGCACCAUCAAGCUGUGGGAUUGCCAUCGCCAGAAUUCGAUCGCCACCUGUACGGGACACAGUGACCUCAUCUAUUGUGCCAAGUUCUCACCGCUAAUUGCCAAUCUCUUCGCUAGCGUAAGUACAGAUGGUAACUUAAACUUAUGGAAUUCUGCUCUUGAAUUUUCAGGUAAACCCUUGAUGAGCAUCGAGGCAGCGCACAACGGUGAAGUACUCGCCUGUGACUGGAGCCAAUUCGAUCGGAAUAUAUUGAUGACUGGCGGUUCGGAUGGUUUGGUGCGUGCUUGGGAUCUGCGCAACAUGCGACAUCACAUCUUUCAACUUUAUUCAGGGGAGUUUGCUGUACGAAGACUGGCCUGUUCACCGACCUCCGCGUCGGUGGUAGCAACGGCAAAUUACGAUUUCACAACAAGAAUUUGGGAUUUCAAUCAAUCUUUGGACGCUAUGGAGGUCAAUGUAAACCACUCGGAAUUCGUUUGCGGUUUGGAUUGGAAUGCUGGCGUACCACAUCAGCUUGCGGACUGUGGCUGGGAUUCCGUCAUCAACGUGUACACACCGAAAACUUUAAAGGAUUUGUUGGACUAGUUAUUAGGGGAAUAUGGGACAUAAUAUUGCAUUCUUAUUCCAAAUAGGAUAGGAUGACAAUAAUGUCGAAUUAAUGUAAUACGCUUUGUAAAUGCGCUGUGAACUAAUUAUUAGUUAUAUAUUGUAUAGGAGUUAAGGAGCUAAGCAGGUUAGAUAGAGGAAGCUGAACAAAAGGCAUGACCUACUAACAUAUAAAACAGAACGGAAAAUGUAUGAAAGUGGUCCACGAGGAAAAUGUAGCAGAGCUAUCCUAAAUUUUCGCCAACUAAGUGUCUUGAAUGUGAUAAUAGAAAUUUACAAUAGGUACCUUGGACAAUUUUUGAAAAACGAAGAAAAUUAUAUAGUUUUAAUGUAUAAAUUUUGAAGAAAUGAGGAGAGAGCUUGUAUAAUGAAGAGUUUGCAUGAGCGUGGUAUUUGAGGUGCUGGUUUUUGAAUUUCGCCUAAAACAAACUGUCUUCGAUUCGCUCAACUCAAUCACGAACCGAACAAACAACUGGUAUAAAUCAAACAAAUUGGUCUAUUCAAAUAAAGAUGAGAGAGUAAGUGUUUGACAAGAGAGCAAAGCUCCAAUAUAAUAAGUGCUGUAGUGGCUAAUUGAAACGGUAAUUUGUAGGCUAUUGUUUUUAGCGAAAUUCUGUUCGUAUAAAACCGGUAUUUUAAAUACUGGGUCUCAUGUAUCACCUCAUAUCUAUACAUUUCUUGAUAAAAAAUUAUAUGUAUGCUUACAUAUACAUUUAUACUUUUGUAAAACAUAAAAUAUAUGUACAUAUAUGCCUAUAAAAUGUUAUUGAAUACAUAA